AAGGGAAGGAGGGACCGAGAGAGCCGAAGAGAGCGAGACUGAGAAAGAAAGAGCAAGCGAGUGAGCGAGCUAGGGAGGGAGGAGAGAAAGAGGUGGUCGGUGCACCGACAUCACUAUCAACUGAACUCAUCUAACGUAACAACUCUCCGGGAUUCAUAGAAUUGAAGGCAAUUUUUAUCAUCCCAAAAACGCAAGCCGUCAUGGCUGGGGCAUCAAGCGGAUACCUCGGCAAGUGCGCUUUCUCCGUUCUAGGGGAUUUUAACGUGGAAACUAUUCGUUGUUGUUCUGGUCCCACUGUAGUUGUAAUGCAUUUCCGAAGAUUUUGAAGGAAUCGUGGCCGUAGGUUGAGCUGCGGCUGAACAUAAAAGUGCGGACAUUGUUGCGGACUCUUUCCUGGGCUCGGGCAGUAUGCCGACUGGUAGACUCAUGGGUGGCAGAGCGCUUAGAACCGAUUCGCACAAACAGUACCAAAUGGCGCUGGAUCGUUGCGCACUGUCACAUUCCAGGAUUGCAUGAAGGACAAAGCGAUUGAGAAAAAGUUUAACAUUAUUAUGGGGUUCAUAAUGGAUGUGGAUAUAGCGCCGUCUAAGGUCUCUGGAUCCAAAUGUCACCCCCCUUGGAUGCUACCUCAGGAGGGGAGCAGGAGAGUGUGACGGGUGGGCGAGUGAGGCCUACGAAGGCUCACCGCUGCCAGGCUACUUACUGGUCCAGACUGGGCCCGCUGCAGUGAGACAGGACCCCUGCUACGGUCUGAUAUCUCAGCAUGGAUGGAGCCAGUCAGUGGAGAGGCAACAGCAGCAGCUAAUGAGACCAUUGCUCUUCAGCUGAGCACUGGCAAUUACAGGGGGAUUACCCUUGCGCCUUCCUCCCUUCUCCACCCUGUGAACUGACGCUUUAUCAAACUCUCUUAAAGGACUCUGUCUUUAUAGUGGAUAUACUCCAUUGCCUUCUUCAACCCUACUCGUUCAGGGAGGUGUGACAAUAAUCUUUUUUCCUUUGUUCAACUUUGUUUGUUUUGGGGUUUCACUAUGGAGUUUUUACAGGCCAGACUGUGGAAUAAAGACUGGGCCUCGUUCGUGAGAUUCUGGCUGACGGUCCUACUGAGUCUCAACAUGCAGUUCAGCCCUGGUGCUUCCUGCCCUGUGGAGUGCCGCUGCGACAAAACGUACGUUUACUGCAACGAGCGGAGCCUGACUUCAGUUCCCCUGGGUGUUCAGGAGGGCCACAAGAUCCUUUUCCUCCACAACAACCAGAUCAACAACGCCGGCUUCCCGCUCGAGCUUCACAACGUCGGCUCGGUCGAAACCGUGUAUCUCUACGGCAACAAGCUGGACGAGUUUCCCCUCAACCUGCCCAAGAACAUCCGGGUUCUCCACCUCCAGGAGAACAACAUCCAGACCAUCUCGAGGGCUGCCCUGGCCCAGCUGCCCAAGCUGGAGGAGCUCCACCUGGACGACAACUCCAUAUCGACGGUGGGGGUGGAGGAAGGGGCCUUCAGGGAGGCCCUCAGCCUCAAGAUGCUCUUCCUCACCAAGAACCACCUGAGCAGCGUGCCCAUUGGUCUGCCGGAGGACCUGACAGAGCUGCGAUUGGACGAGAACCGUAUCGCCAUCAUCGCCGAAGAGGCGUUCCAGAACGUGACGCGUCUACAGCGCCUCCUGCUGGAUGGGAACCUGCUGACGGAUGAGGGAAUCGCACCCGGAACCUUCCAGGAGCUCACCAACCUCCGUGACUUGGCGCUGGCCCGAAACUCACUCACCUUCCCCCCGCCCCUCCUCCCCAGCCAGGCCCUGGUCCGGCUCAGCCUGCAGGAUAAUCAGAUCGACCAGAUUCCUGUGGACACUUUCUCCCAGCUCCAAGGGCUGGAGAAGCUGGAUAUCUCCAACAACCAGCUGCAGAUCCUCACGCAGGGAGUCUUUGACGGACUUGUCAGCCUAAGGCAGCUCACUGUUCGUAACAACCCGUGGCGCUGCGACUGUGCCGUCAAAUGGGUGGUGGUGUGGCUCAAGUCGUUGUCGGCCUCGCUCAAUGUCCGGGGCUUCAUGUGCCAGAGUCCGGAGAAGGUGCGCGGUAUGGCAAUCAGAGAGCUGACCCUGGAUGUAAUUGAGUGCCCGUCUGGCUCCGACCUCCUGCCCUGGCCCACCUUGCGCUCCACUCCCCCUCCGACCACCACCGUCGCCAUGACCACCAUGACCACCAAGCUGACCUCCACCCCCAUCCCCACGUCCACCCCCUCCUCCCUCGCCUCCCCCUCCCCUCUCCCGGCCCUACCGCCUCACCCCUCUGGCCCCUUGCCCCCGUACGAGGACCCUCUUCGCAUCUCCUUCCACGUGGUCAACUCCAGCUGCAUCGAGGUAAGCUGGGACUCCUACUACACUGUCACGGCCUACAAGGUCACCUGGGUGAAGAUGGGCCACAGCCUGAUGAGUGACGUCACACGAGAGAAAACGGUCAGCGGAGACCAGCGUCGGCUGAGCCUGACGAGCCUGGAGCCUCGCUCUGUGUACCGAGUCUGCGUGUACGUCCUGGACACACUCAACUCCUACCGGCCCGGGGAGGAUACCAUCUGUUCCGAGGCUAGGACCAAGUCUGCCUCGACCAACUCCAACAACAAGGCCACCGGGUCGGAGCAUGCUGCCCCUCAGGACAUCAAUUCCACGCUCCUAUUGGCUGGGGUGAUCGGAGGGGCGGUGCUUGUCGUCCUGGUUACGCUGCUCGGCCUUUUCUGUUGGUACAUGCACAAGAAGAGCCGUUCGUCGUCGACUCAGUGGAAAUACAACCGGGGACGCAGAAAAGAUGAUUACUGCGAGGCGGGCACCAAAAAGGAUAACUCCAUCCUGGAGAUGACUGAGACUAGCUUCCAGAUAGUCUCCCUGAACAAUGAGCAGCUGCUCAAAGGGGAUUUCAGGAUCCAGCCCAUAUACACACCCAAUGGGGGAAUAGGCUUCAGAGACUGUCACCUUAGUAACAAUAGCUUAGCCUACUGCAAGAGCAGCAAUGUUCCCAGCACCGAGUUCUGCCUCACGUGAUAUUGCACUGUUCAGGACAGACGCACUGCGUCCUCAUUCACCACCCUUUGUUUAAACCGAAAGCAGACAAACACACACAAAACAAUCUUAGUUAAAAUAUACUGUACCAUAUAUAUAUUUCCUAGUUCUGUCUUACAUGUAAUUUAUAUAUGGACGAUAAUGUGGAAUUCUGAUAUCUUUUUUAUUCUUAGUAAAAGAGAUACAAAUGGUUUUAUAAUCAGCUGGGGUUUGAAAGUAGUUUUACGCUCAAGUGUGAACAUGAGAAUUUGUACAAUCACUGCACGCUGGUGUAGUUCUGACGAACACUGUCAGGUCUAGACGGUUGGACUCAUGAGGGCUGGGAUUCUUUGCUAACCACAGAAGCGAAAAUAAGGCCUUUGUGCAGAAACGAAGCAACCCCUUGCAGCCAGAACGGCAGUUAAGAUAACACAGCGGUCGAGCAAUACAAAUACUGCUGAUUAGACGACCAUGAAAAAAUAGCACUGGUUGUAUUUUCUGAAAAGAAUUGAAGUGCACUUUUCUCAAUGCAUCAGAGAUCGUAAGCAGCCAUUCAGGAAAUGGGCUUUUUUUUUUCAGAGGAAAACAAAUCAGACAAAAAACACUUUUCAACACCCCUUGGCCCGCGUAGGAUUAAGUUGACAAUUUUGAAUGUGGUAGGUGUUGGAGUAGGAAGGAGUAUAAUGUCGGUGUUGAGUUGAACAGCCUCGUCUCCGUGAACUUGCAAUGUUAUGACAGCUGUGACCACUAGGGGGCAGUUAUUUUCAUUCAGCAAGGAGGUUGCCUGAAAGGUGUGUGUGAGAGAGAGAAAGAGAGAGAGAGAGAUCUUACCACCCCAGAAUCCAUUACCUCAGCUGCAUGGGUAUUGUUUGGAGUGUUGUUUAGCUCAUCGAGCUACUUAAAGGUGUGGAAUAAUUUAAAACUAACAGUGGACUCUCUGUUCAGGGGGCCAAUAAUCCAGAUUUUCUUCUACUCUGGGGUUGAAUCAUGGGGACAUCUUUGCCCCUGUGGGUGUGGUGUCUUGUCUGCAGAGUUUGUGAGGAAGUGAUGGAUUUGUAGUACCGUAGGAGAUUAAUUUACAUCACUCUCCAUACACUCAUCCAUCCUGUCUUUUAUUGUCGUUCUUUUGAUGGUUAGACAAAUGAUUCACUCACAGCAACCAUAUUCUUAUGUUCUCAUUGGCCUCACAGCGGUUUGAUGAAGGAGCUGUUCCUCAUAAUUGUUCUCUCCAUUGUCUGGUCACUCUGUGGGACUGGCUAUUUUGUUUACUGAUUGAUGGUCCAAAACAAAGCGGGGGCUCAAAAUGGUGUUAGAUUGAUUCAGGGGGAGAAAAAAAUAUCUAAACAAAGACUAUUGACCUGUACUGAUGGACUUACCCCUCCUGAUCCCCUUCGCUGUCCUGGCCCUCAGAUCCCUGUUGGAGCUCAAUUAAAACCCAGUCUGGUUUGGCUGCUGAAGCUCUGAGCAGAAGGAAUGUGGGGUGCCAGUGAGAAGUCUUCAUUAUACAUUUCUUACUCAGACUUUAUUUGCUUUGACAAGAUUUUGUUUUGCGGAGACGAGUUCAAAGAAUUCCUUCACCCCUGCCCUCUUCCCUCCUCCCUAAACCCCUCUUCCCUCCCCCUCCCCCUCUUCC
Molecule: messenger RNA, 4659 nt
Organism: Osmerus eperlanus (European smelt)
Lineage: Eukaryota; Metazoa; Chordata; Actinopteri; Osmeriformes; Osmeridae
Gene: flrt2
Product: fibronectin leucine rich transmembrane protein 2
Exons: 2
Coding region: 1029-3029 (666 amino acids)
Molecular function (GO): protein binding
Source: RefSeq, a predicted model, not a curated record